CGACUCCUCCCGUCUCUCUUCUUCCUACCGCAGCUGCACCCUUGAUGACUAUUUUCCAAAGACACUGUGAUUCGAGCAAUGUGAAGGAUCUCGGGCUGGAAGACAGCCGGCCUCGCGCAGCCUCCUCUUCUGCAGCGGCAUAGCUAGUUGCCUGACUUGGUGCGAGCACCGUCGAAUCAACGACGAGAUGUCCAUCAAAGCUAUCUUCUACAGCAAGUUCGAUCCUCAUGAAGGUCCCAAAAUCGUGCACCAAGUGCCUGAGGACUCGAUCUUGACCACGAGCGAUCCAUCUGGGUCGUCCAAUGGCCCGGCCACCACCUCGUCCCCGACCGCUCCGCUGCUGUCGUUUUCUACAAUCUCGCGUUUUGUGAUCCCUCGUCAGUCGCUCUGUGGGAAUCUGAUCUCUCUGUCGCCUCCGCCGCUCACGUCGAGCACGCCUCCCACGCUCGUCCUGUCGUAUCCCAUAUGCCUAACUUCUCCUCACUACCCGCGCAACGAAUUCAUCUUUAAUUUCGCCCUGGUCCUCGGCGAACCUGCGACGAUUGAUGUGCCUUCGUACAAAUCCGUGGUGAAGAAAUUGGCGCACUUGAUGCGCAGCUUGGAGGAACAGUCGCACUUUUUGAGUGACGACGCCGCCAACCCCAACUCGGGCAAGAUAUACAGCCUGUGUGAGAUGCUGAUGGAGGACCUGAACAGCUACUGUGAAUGCAUGAUCCCUAUCGACGAAUUGAACACGCUGAACAUCAAGUUGUUUCCUACGCUGCCCAAUCCGGCCAGCGUCAAGCCCUGGCAUGUGCCCCUGUUUACCGUUAGAAUCGAGACCAUGGUGGACGAGAACUGGGACCUGACGAUGCUGCGAAUCAUUCCCUUCAUCAAUGGUGUAAAUAGUGUGAAGCGGAUCGCCGUUCUAGCGGACGCUGAUAUAAAGCUCACGAAGAAGUGUGUCAAACAUUUGCUAUACUACGGCUGCAUCUUACUGCUCGACAUCUUCAGCUUCAACGCGAUCUACGCCCCUACCGCCGAAUUUGCCAACAUGAUCGCCAAGGACACCGAAAUGCAAAAGGAGUGCGCCAGGUACGUGAAUACGGCGUUUGCACUGGGUGCGCAAGAAGAAGCAAUCAUCGAUGGUGCCGCUGAGCGACGAACGAGCGGCUUGACAAAUGCGACCCUCCAAGACGAAGAUAUAUGGCCCUUGACGAGUAAAGGCGACCCCGUUGACGGCGUCGGGAUUGUCCAGCUUUUCGCUAAUCUGCGACAAGGUCUCACCGUGCGAGAAUGGUACGCCCAGAACGCAAACAUGCUCGCGAACAUUGACAUGCGGCGGUUCGUGACGUUCGGGGUCAUCAAGGGUUUCCUCUAUCGGGUGCACCGGUACGCCAUCCGCACGCAGAAGGGGACGUUCUCCCAUGGAUUGGCCGACGGAGAAACAACCCAAUAUCCAAAUUUGACGCGGAGCAUGUCCAGCGAACGACAUCUCGCUGAGGAGUCCUCGCCGCGGACCAGACACAAACUGCACAAGCAGUCUAGGAGUGUUGGGAAAUCCAACGCGGAGAAUCAGACCCUAAAUGCCAAGAUAGUGGAAUUUCUGGACGGCACCCACUGUUUCGACGAGAUCUGUACGGAGUUGGGGAUCAGCGAGAAAGAUCUGACGGAGAGGUUGAAGAGUCGCGAAAUGGGCGAAGUCACCAUCAUCUGCAGGUGAAGCACUCUGACAUUCGUACAAUGCGACCCAUCUUCGGCUGUCAGAGUUCGAACUCCACGGCAGACAGAAGGUGGACUACUUCAGAUGGAAAUUCUGGCACCAAAAUUGACCUUUGACCGACGUAACGAUGUGGCUUGUGUCUCCGGCGCUGGCUACCCACCGGUGCUUCAAUAUUAUCCCACAGUGCUUGAGCCCUGUCUAGGUUGUCCUCAAACCGACCGGCCUGGGCUUUUUACUCGAUCAUAUUCAGAUCUCGCCCUGAACAAACUUGUUAUGGACGGACGAUCCCCAGCUAUUCCGAAAGAUGCACUGGCGAAUUCCUGCUAAGCACCUCAUCCAUUCCUCUCUGAUCGACAUGCUUCAAAUUUAGAUGCUGGCUGAUUCUGCUAGCACCCAACUGUAGCGCUUACAGGUCCAUCAGUCGACGCGCGGCGUCAGGCAGGAAGCUCGACCCAUAAAGAUGACAUGGGGAGCGAGGAUCCAGCAGGGAUGGUUUUGUGGAGAAGAGGAGCGGUCCGAAAGGCUCGUCCCCUAUUUGGGCAUUGCCAGCCACAUCAGACAUUCCUCUUUCAUGUGAUCACAUGGUUUGCUCGACUGCUCUUGAUGUGCUAUCAAGUUGGACAUCACCAGCUUGCACGAUGUCAAGCAUAUCACAAGGAGGCUCUGGAUCGGCCCGGGGAAAUGUUCGACUACGACCAAAGUUCUGACUUGUAGUUGGCUUGCGUCAAUUCAUACUAGAAUCCCCGUUGUUACCAACAUCAGUGUUGCUUGAUAUUGUGUCUGGCAUUCGUCGAAAGCCUACGGAUCGGCAAUCUGGCGUUGUGACGCUCGCGUCCAAGCAUUGAUGAUAUGCGACGAAGGCUGUACACGGCAGAGCAAUCAUCGAGCCCACACAUUGAUUGUAUUGUAUCUAGGUGUGCUGACUCUAACACUUCGAAUACACGAAUACCCAGCCCAUUUUUUUCUCUCUUCAAUGCGCCUCCGACUUCUCCCUGUCUGCGCCAACAAGUUUCCAGUACUUGGCGGCGCUCUGGACGCG
This is a messenger RNA of Cladophialophora immunda, 2741 nucleotides long. RefSeq lists its product as uncharacterized. The coding region runs from base 188 to 1702 and encodes 504 amino acids. Gene Ontology annotation, biological process: negative regulation of TORC1 signaling; positive regulation of autophagy. Gene Ontology annotation, molecular function: GTPase activator activity. The record is from RefSeq and is a predicted model, not a curated record. Gene Ontology annotation, cellular component: GATOR1 complex; vacuolar membrane. The transcript is spliced from 2 exons. NCBI's taxonomy places the organism in Eukaryota, Fungi, Ascomycota, Eurotiomycetes, Chaetothyriales, Herpotrichiellaceae.